AGGGAGUGUAAAACCACCAUGAACGUCAAUUUUGUUUGUUAGUUGCUAUUUAUUUAUUUAUUUUUUCAAAAACGGUAUAUUUAUAUUACGCGUUAUUUUGUAAAUGGAGUAUUUUUGUGAUGAUUGAUAUGUAGGUUUGAAAGUCAUGUAGACAUAAAGAUUUGCAUAUCUAAAUUUGAUAUCAAAUCUAUUUAUCUCAACUUUUGACAAAAUUAAUGUUAUGUGAAAUGUGGCUGACGUGAACUUUCUAAGUCCACUUGAAUGUUUAUCAUUUCUUCAUUCAUCUGUUUCGUAAAGACUUAAAUUACCUUAUCACCGAAAAGUGUAGUGAAUACGUUUGAAACAAUUUUGACAUUCAAUAUAUGUACGGAUGUUUUGAUACUCGGUGAAGCAAUAAAUAUCAACAAUAAUUGUGAGUUAACAUUAAAAGGAUGUCACUCCCAAAGAAAUUACUGGAGCGAUAAAUGAAUACAAAUUAUAACCCGCUGAAUAAACUUAACAAUUUUGCUGAAGAUUAUGCUUUACAUUUAGACUGUAACUGUACUGAUACUUGUAGUCAAGUAAAAACAUUGUUUUACACUUAAAGUGAUAAACAACAAAUAUUUCAAAUAGUAGUUUUAGGCAAAUAAGUCUUUAUAGUAAUGGAUGGAGAUACCGUUGACAGGAAGGAUACUGUUGAAGCAGGUGGAGAAACCAGAAGAGACGGGGGAACUGCCAGGAGUGUUGUGUUAUACAGUGUAGAAGAUACACCGCCAUGGUAUCUUUGCAUACUUCUUGGAUUUCAGCAUUACUUGACGGCGGUUGGAGCAAUAAUCUCUGUCCCAAUACUGCUCAGUGGAUAUUUUUGCAUGGAUAAAGAUACAGUAGGAAUUAGCGAAUUAAUUGGAACUAUUUUCUUUGUAUCUGGUAUCGCUACACUGCUGCAGACGACAUUCGGAGUCAGGUUACCUAUCGUUCAAGGUGGGACGUUCACGUUUGUAACACCAACGAUAGCCAUCAUGCUUCAGCCUCAGUGGGAGUGUCCAUAUACUGUGGCAAGAGAUCAAAAUGGGACAGACGUCAAUUUUACAGCUCUCGGUUUACCGGAUAUAGGCAGUGACGAACACAGAGAAAUGUGGAUGAAAAGAAUAAGAGAGAUUCAGGGUGCUAUCAUGGUGGCCUCUAUUUUUCAAGUUGUUAUUGGUUUUAGUGGCAUAAUGGGCUUCUUACUCCGCUUCAUCGGCCCACUAGCAAUAACACCAACCAUUGCACUCAUAGGAAUAUCCUUAUUUGAGGCUGGGUCUUCAUUCGCCUCGCAGCAAUGGUGGAUUGCUCUCACGACCAUGUUUCUGAUAACCUUGUGCAGUCAAUACAUGAGAAACGUCAAUGUGCCUUGUUUCAGCGUUGCCAAAGGAAAGGGUUGCACUACGACAAAACUCCCGCUCUUCAGUCUUUUUCCGGUUUUAUUUGCCAUGAUCAUAUCCUGGAUUAUUUGUGCUAUUCUCACGGCGACUGAUGUUCUUCCUGACGACCCUAAACAAUGGGGCUACAGCGCCCGUACAGAUAUACAAAGUGAUGUUUUGUCUAAAUCAAAAUGGUUCCGGUUUCCUUAUCCAGGACAAUGGGGCCUACCAACAGUUAGCACUGCAAGCGUGUUCGGUAUGCUUGCCGGUGUGCUUGCGUCUAUGAUAGAAUCUGUUGGUGACUAUUACGCAUGCGCGAGACUAUCAGGGGCUCCACCUCCACCGACUCAUGCUAUAAAUAGAGGAAUCGGAGUAGAAGGAAUCGGGUGUAUUUUAGCAGGAGCUUGGGGCUCGGGAAACGGAACAACGUCAUACAGCGAAAAUAUCGGUGCAAUAGGGAUAACAAAGGUUGGCAGUGUGCGUGUCGUCCAGGUUGGUGGUAUAGUCAUGCUUAUACUGGGAUGUCUCGGCAAAUUCGGCGCACUUUUUGCCACGAUCCCCGGCCCUGUUAUAGGGGGAAUGUUCAUGAUCACCUUUGGAAUGGUAACUGCUGUGGGUUUAUCCAACUUACAGUAUGUAGAUUUAAACUCGUCUAGGAAUAUAUUCAUCCUGGGUGUAUCAAUAUUCUUUGGAUUCAGUAUGCCUGCCUGGCUGGCCGCUAACCCAACGUCUAUUGACACAGGGAAUGAUAUAGUAGACCAGAUACUGUCUGUCUUAUUGAGCACAAGUAUGUUUGUUGGCGGAGCUUUGGGCUUCAUUCUAGAUAAUACAAUACCAGGUACGGACGAGGAAAGGGGAAUCAAGAAAUGGAGAAAAUUAACAUUAGAGGACGAAGAAUCUACAGGAGGCUCUAGAAUGCAUAUUUAUGACUUGCCGUUAAUACAAAACUAUCUGGAUAACGUUCAAAUAUUCAAAUAUAUACCUUUUUGUCCAGCAUUUAUGAGAAAAUCACAUAACACGAGGCAAGCACCGUACGAUGGUAACGAGAAACGGACAGACGGAAAUGAAAAGCAUGGGGUGGAAAAUCCUGCUGUAGAAGUUGAGGAGGAUUACAAUACAAGAGUUUGAACUUUUUGUGCUUAAAAUGUGGCUUUUGUGAUACUGAGUGUUGAAUUUUCGUUUAAGAAUCUCUAAUGAAUGUGCGUCCCACUUAAUUUUUUUCUAACAGAAAAUCCUAAUCAGGACAAUUUCAGUUUUAUCAUAUUUGUCACAAUUUGCUUCAGCUUGCACUGUUAUUAUAAAAAAGGCAGUCAAUCGCAUUUUAAGCUAUAUUUUAUGAUGUUUUUCACUUUUGAUGUAUUUUGUUAACGAUUUAUUAAGAAAUAAGAAGACCCAUUACAUAGAGUUAAGUCUGUAUUAGAAUUCUAUUUCGAUUUUAAUAAAACUUUGUUAUUUCCACCUAUCUCUUUAAUAUGAACGUAUUUAAAAAAUGUGUAUUUCUUUUUAUUUCAAUACAAUUUAUAGUUCAACAUUUGCAUUUGAUAGAUAUUAGGAUAGUUCGACAAUUUGAACCGAAAGGCAAGUUUUAAAACUACGUGUGGCUUCUCAAUUUGUUUAUUUGCAAUUCAUGUUGGUUGAGCAACCCAGGUCAAACUUUUAUUUCUUGUAAAUCAUAGCUAAAUAUAGACUUUUAAUGGCAAUAUUUAUAUAAAUACAAAAGCUUAAAGCCGAGUCGUGUUUUAAAUGAAAAAAUCUUAUUGAAUCUAUUAUCGUAAUAAAGAGAAGGUUAUUUCGUUACGAGAAUAACGAAAAAAGAUCUCGUAAUUACGAGAAAAUGUAGGUGACCCCUAUUGUUUUAUUAUUAUUAUUAUUAUAUUAUUAUUAUAUACAACAUUUAUAUAGCACUCUUUUCAUAUAAAAAUACGUUCAAAAGUGCUUUACAUAAAAACACUUAUAUAAUGUUCAAUAAAAAAUGGCAAUUGAA
Mercenaria mercenaria is the source of this 3366-nucleotide messenger RNA. RefSeq names its product solute carrier family 23 member 1-like. The transcript is spliced from 12 exons. Gene Ontology annotation, molecular function: transmembrane transporter activity. Lineage: Eukaryota; Metazoa; Mollusca; Bivalvia; Venerida; Veneridae. The record is from RefSeq and is a predicted model, not a curated record. Gene Ontology annotation, biological process: transmembrane transport. Gene Ontology annotation, cellular component: membrane. The coding region runs from base 642 to 2510 and encodes 622 amino acids.